Messenger RNA from Hansenula anomala, 1080 nucleotides. It is a transcript of the gene BUG1, whose product is annotated as Bug1p. Bases 1 to 1080 code for a protein of 359 amino acids. The record is from RefSeq and is a predicted model, not a curated record. The transcript has 2 exons. Lineage: Eukaryota; Fungi; Ascomycota; Saccharomycetes; Phaffomycetales; Wickerhamomycetaceae.
AUGUCUGAUAAAGAAACUGAGUUGACGGAAGAGCAAAUCAAGGAACAAAAGCUUGAAGCAGCUAGAAAAAAAUAUGAAGAACUGAAGAACAAAAACAAGAAAAAGAAGAAGAAGACCAAAAAGGACAAAAAAGAAGAUGAGAAGGAUGAAGGAUCUGGUAAAGAAGAAAGCGUUGAGCCAGUAGAAGAUGGUCCAAAAGUUGAUGUCAAUGCUGAUGCAGUAACAGAAGACAAAUCAAAAGACGAUAUAAAUGAUGAAGUGAAGGAGGAUGAUCAGGAAGAAGUUAAAGAAGAAGUUAAAGAAGAAGCCAAAGAAGCCAAAGAAGAAGCCAAAGACGAACCAAAAGAAGAACCAAAAGAAGAGACCACACAAGAAAAGGCUGAAUUGGAAAAUAGCUCAAAAGGUGACCUUAAUGACGAAUCGAAUGGUGAACCAACUAAUAAAGUCAAUAAAAGCACUAAAGUCCCUUCUUCUGAAGCAACACCAAAUGAAGAAGAUACUAUAACACAGGAACUUGGAGAAUUGAAAGUCACAGAACCUUUAACUGAAGAAAAGCCAGUUACUGCUGCAACCAAUGAAUCAACCACCAGCGAUCCAACAGAAGAUCUUUUCCCAGACUCUGGCCCUUCAUUCAUGGAAUCUCUUCAACAAUCAAAAGCUGACGAGGCACUUUUGAAAUCUCAAAAAGAGAACGAAUUACUGAAAAAGGAACUCGAGAAAUUGAAGAAUGAAAACAAGAGUUUGAAAAUGUUGAAGCUAGAGCAUUUGGAUCAACUUGAAACUUUGGAAGCAAAAGUUUCCGAUUUAGAAUCGAAAUUGGCAAAAGCAAGAGUUGAUUCUUCAAACCACAAUACAUUGGGUCCUUCGGCUUAUGAUCAAGAAGAUACUUUAUCAUUAUCACCAACUCCUUCAUUCCAACAAAACUUCCCAACUUCAUUUAGUCAAUUCAAGCCACACAACAAAAAUGAAAGCCAACUGAAUUUAUCUGAAAUAAAAGCCAGAUUGAGCAAAUGGAAAGGUUGGAAUAUUGACAUGACAUCUUGGAGAAGUGUGGGAAGUGGACCUAUAGUUGAGUUAUGA